UCAUUGUCUAUAUAAAAGGUGGUAGUAAAAUAAAAAGCUGACGUGUGAACCAGCAUAAACGCAUUUAAUUAAGAAUUAAAUCAAUUAAAAUGAAAACAAAGUUUAUACUGCUUUUCUUGGCGCUUGUGCCCAUUGUAUUAUCGAAGAAGUUUAAGGAUGGGGAAAAACCAGAAUGGGCAAAAAAGGACAUUCGCGACUACAGCGAAGCGGAUUUGGAGAGACUGCUGGAUCAGUGGGAGGAAGAUGAAGAGCCGCUAGAAGCCGAUGAGUUGCCCGAGCACUUAAGACCUCAGCCAAAGCUAGACUUUUCUAAUUUGGAAAGCAAAAAUCCCGAAGAUUUACUGAAGGUGUCCAAAAAGGGUCGCACACUGAUGACAUUUGUGUCAGUCAAUGGAAACCCCACCCGCGAUGAAGCCGAUGAGAUCACCAAGCUAUGGCAGACGAGCCUAUGGAAUAAUCAUAUUCAAGCCGAACGCUAUAUGGUCGACGAUAAUCGCGCAAUAUUCCUAUUCAAGGAUGGAGCGCAAGCUUGGGAGGCAAAAGACUUUUUGGUGGAUCAAGAGCGUUGCAAAGGUGUCACCAUCGAAAAUAAGGAAUAUCCCGGCAAACAUGUAAAGGACGAACUGUGAAUAUAGUAUUUGUGACUUAUCUAAGUACUCCGAACUCUAUACAUUCUCAUGUAAAAAACAGUAAUUUUAAGCGCACAAUGAACAAACUGAAAUAAACAAACAGAAAAUUGGAAAUGUA
Drosophila nasuta is the source of this 747-nucleotide messenger RNA. It is a transcript of the gene boca, whose product is annotated as LDLR chaperone boca. The coding region runs from base 90 to 629 and encodes 179 amino acids. The transcript has 2 exons. NCBI's taxonomy places the organism in Eukaryota, Metazoa, Arthropoda, Insecta, Diptera, Drosophilidae. Gene Ontology annotation, biological process: protein folding. The record is from RefSeq and is a predicted model, not a curated record.